Molecule: messenger RNA, 3119 nt
Organism: Onychomys torridus (southern grasshopper mouse)
Lineage: Eukaryota; Metazoa; Chordata; Mammalia; Rodentia; Cricetidae
Gene: Dcaf11
Product: DDB1 and CUL4 associated factor 11
Exons: 15
Coding region: 772-2412 (546 amino acids)
Biological process (GO): proteasome-mediated ubiquitin-dependent protein catabolic process
Cellular component (GO): Cul4-RING E3 ubiquitin ligase complex
Molecular function (GO): protein binding
Source: RefSeq, a predicted model, not a curated record
CUGUCCAAUCAGCGGGCCGGAGGGGGGCGGAGCUGCGGGGAGCGUCGAGUGACGUCAGCACCCGCAGGCCGGGCAGCCCGAUGCCCGACGGACGAGGCUGGCGCCUUGAGGAGCUGUGGGCCGGCUCCGCAGGGGUCGUCGGCGUCCACCGGGCCUCGCCCCUGCGGGUCCUGCGACGGCUGCUGGCUGGUGGGGGACGGUCUCGCGUGGGGCGGUAACCGCCGGCCGCCGGGGGAGGUGCGUCUCCGCUCCCCUCCCCCUGAUGUACACACCCCCGGCGCACCACGUGGGCGUGAAGCUAAGCCGGAGGGGUGUUAGGCUGACUUCCUACUUCAUUGGCCGUCGCCGCUGCCGGCACUGGCAAGGAGUUGCUCUGAUUGGUCAGCAAAGGGGAGUCCAGGUCGGGGUUCUAAGGCUUCUGGUUGGUUGUCUGAGAUAAGCUAGUGAGGCGCGUUCUUCCGCAAGGGGUUUUGAUUGGUCGGCCGGAGAGGUUAUCUGCGAUUCGGCCAUCCCCGGCCGGGGACUUUGAUAGGUUUCAUAUGGCUUUCUUUGCUUCACAGGAUUGAGGAAGGUUUAUGUUCCCGAAACCUCGGGAGCUGUCAUAGCUAAAGAGAAGGAAUUUGGUCUCCAGGAGGGGUCACCCCUCUAAAGAUAGCUACUGCCCCGUUUCUGGAAACCCUGGUAUUUCUAGAACAGAAAUUACUCUCACCAAACCCCAGUUGGUGACAGGAGGCGCCCCUGCACAGGACAUAAGGAUGCUGUAACCAGAAAAUGGGAUCGCGGAACAGCAGCAGCGCAGGAUCCGGGUCCUUAGAGCCCUCCGAGGGCUUGUCCCGAAGAGCGGCUGGCCUGCGUCGGAGUGAGGAAGAAGAGGAGGAGGAUGAAGAUGUGGAUCUGGCCCAGGUACUGGCCUAUCUCCUCCGCAGAGGCCAAGUGAGGUUGGUGCAAGGAGGAGGUGCUGCAAAUUUACAGCUCAUCCAGGCCCUCUCCGACUCAGAGGAAGAGCAUGACAGUGCCUGGGAUGGUCGCCUGGGAGACAGAUACAACCCACCUGUGGAUGCAACCCCUGACACUGGGGAGCUGGAAUACAAUGAGAUCAAGACACAGGUGGAAUUGGCCACAGGACGCCUAGGACUCAGGAGGACUGCCCAGGAGCACAGCUUUCCACGAAUGUUACACCAGAGAGAACGGGGCCUCUGCCACCGGGGAAGCUUCUCCCUUGGAGAACAGUCUCGAGUGAUGUCUCACUUCUUGCCCAAUGAUCUAAGCUUCACUGACACCUACUCUCAGAAGGCUUUCUGUGGCAUCUACAGCAAAGAUGGUCAAAUCUUCAUGUCUGCUUGUCAAGAUCAGACAAUCCGACUGUACGACUGUCGGUAUGGCCGCUUCCAUAAAUUCAAAAGCAUCAAGGCCCGGGAUGUGGGCUGGAGUGUCUUGGACGUGGCCUUCACUCCUGAUGGAAACCACUUCCUGUACUCCAGCUGGUCUGAUUACAUUCACAUCUGCAAUAUCUAUGGGGAAGGAGACACACACACUGCCCUGGAUCUGAGGCCAGAAGAGCGUCGCUUUGCUGUCUUCUCCAUCGCCGUCUCCUCAGAUGGUCGCGAAGUGCUAGGCGGAGCCAAUGAUGGCUGCCUGUAUGUCUUUGACCGAGAACAAAACCAACGUACUCUUCAGAUUGAGUCUCAUGAGGAUGAUGUGAAUGCAGUGGCGUUCGCUGACAUAAGCUCCCAAAUCCUGUUCUCUGGGGGAGACGAUGCCAUCUGCAAAGUAUGGGAUCGACGCACCAUGCGAGAGGAUGAUCCCAAGCCUGUGGGUGCACUGGCUGGACACCAGGAUGGCAUCACCUUUAUCGACAGCAAGGGUGAUGCCCGAUAUCUCAUCUCCAACUCCAAAGACCAGACCAUUAAGCUUUGGGAUAUUAGACGCUUUUCCAGCCGAGAAGGCAUGGAGGCGUCACGCCAGGCUGCCACCCAGCAGAACUGGGACUAUCGGUGGCAGCAGGUGCCCAAGAAAGCCUGGAAGAAGCUCAAGCUCCCGGGGGACAGCUCCUUAAUGACCUACCGAGGCCACGGAGUGCUGCACACGCUCAUCCGCUGCCGCUUCUCCCCCAUGCACAGCACUGGCCAGCAGUUCAUCUACAGCGGCUGCUCUACUGGCAAAGUAGUGGUAUAUGACCUCCUAAGCGGCCACAUUGUGAAGAAGCUGACCAACCACAAGGCCUGUGUGCGUGAUGUCAGUUGGCACCCCUUUGAAGAAAAGAUCGUCAGCAGUUCGUGGGAUGGGAAUCUGCGUCUUUGGCAGUACCGCCAGGCUGAGUACUUCCAGGACGACAUGCCAGAGUCUGAGAAAUGCUCCAGUGCUCCCACUCCGGUGCCCUGCCCGUCUGUGGCCUUCUCCUCACCUCAGUAGAUCUGACCUCCAGUUCUGAAUAGGGUGAAUUCUCAACACGUUCUCUGCCUCCUCCUCCCUUCCCCUUCUGGGGACUAUGUGGGGGAACUGCUGACAUUGGGCAGUGAGAAACAGAAGCCCAGGGUCUGGGCCCAAGCUGAGCCUGGACUAACCCCCUCCCUCCCUCAGGCUGGGCCGAGUGGUUUCUUCAUGCCUUCACACCUAGACUGCUCAGAUUUCUAUCUAGCCAGAGUGUGGCUGAAGGACAUCUGUUAUCUGGGGUGCAGCUUCUGCCAACAAGACGAUUGUCCUGAGUGUUUUUAAUCAUGUUCCCAUGUUAAAUGUUGGCUCAGAGUGUAGAUCCCUGAGGUCUGAAUAGACCCAUCAGCAAUGCCCUUUGCCCAGGUCUUCACACUGAGGAUUAGAUUGGCCAAUCAGGGCUAAGUAUACUGGCCUUUCUUCCUGAGAUCUUUGAGGGGGGACAAGGGUGGGUAGAACUGUUUCCUCAGCACCCUCCUGGGGUGGGAACUAUGUCUUCCCUCAUACUUGGACUUUGGUGUUAAGAGACUGGUCCGAGAGGUAGGGGUCUCCAGAAGCUCUAUAUGGCCCUCCCUGCCAUUGGACCCUGUCACUGCUGGUGGCCAGCAGCUUCAACAAAAGGUUAAGAUAGGACUUCUUUCAUCUUCUCACUGGCUUUGGCUUUCCCAAUAAACUGUCUGGGAAGCUGG